This is a messenger RNA of Neoarius graeffei (lesser salmon catfish), 6818 nucleotides long. RefSeq names its product zinc finger, SWIM-type containing 5 (gene zswim5). The transcript is spliced from 14 exons. Bases 399 to 3884 code for a protein of 1161 amino acids. Lineage: Eukaryota; Metazoa; Chordata; Actinopteri; Siluriformes; Ariidae. The record is from RefSeq and is a predicted model, not a curated record. Gene Ontology annotation, cellular component: Cul2-RING ubiquitin ligase complex.
AGACUGGAAUAUUUUGAGCGCUGAUGAAGCGCGAGGAGCUUUGUUUGUUUGUUUGUUUGUUUGUUUGUGCCUGUGUAUUAGAACCUGCGAGAUGAGAUGCAAACUUCUGACCCGGAAGCGGGGUAUUUAUUCUGUUCAGUGCACGUGACAUAAAAUCUAAGAGUUGUUUAUGACGGGUUCGCGUGAAGCUGUCAACUCGUGCAGCGCGCGCGUGUACGUACAUACAUACAUACAUACAUACAGGCGCGCGCGCGCACACCGUGUGGAUUGGCGAGCGCGUUUGUUAUUGCUGGUGACGUGUUUCUCCGCCGCGCUCUCGCCCCUCCCGUUCCUCCCCGGGUCCGUUCCCGAGCCACGCUCUCGUCUUCUUCGAAGUCGCAGUGUUCCAGUCGGUUGUCAUGGCGGAGGGACGUGGCGAUCUACCGCCGCCGCUCCAGCUCGCUUCACCGCCGGCCAGCAAGCGGCCGUGUCUGCGUCCCGCUCCGCGCGGUCCAGGUCCCGGGCCCGGUCCCGGGCUCUCUGCUGGGCGCCCUCGCUGCCCGGAGUCGUUGCUGGACUGCGCCGCCAAGGCCGUCGCGGAGAAGUGGGCCUUCGAGCGGGUGGAGGAGCGCUUCGAGAGGAUCCCCGAGCCCGUUCAGCGCCGCAUCGUCUUCUGGUCCUUCCCGAGGAACGAACGGGAGAUUUGCAUGUACUCGUCGUUUCAGUGCCGCGCCGCCGCCGAGGAGUCUCCGUCCAAUACCGGGAGCUCCUCCUCCUCCGCCGCCGCCGCGUCCACCGGAUCCGCUGGAGGUCCCGGAGCCGCGUCCACCCCGGCGGGCAGCUCGAGCUCCACCGGCGCUGGCGCGAGCGCAGGAGCGGACGGACUCCCUUUCCGGCGCGGGAUCCGCCUUUUGGAAAUGGGCUGCGUGGAAAACGUCCUGCAAGUCGGUUUCCACCUUAGUGGAACGGUAACAGAACCGGCCACGCACUCAGAGCCCGAGGUGACGCACCGGGUGGCCAUCAGCUUCGACCGCUGCAAGAUUACAUCAGUGACAUGUGGCUGCGGCAACCGCGACAUCUUCUACUGCGCCCACGUGGUGGCCCUCUCGCUGUACCGCAUCCGACGGGCCGAACAGGUGAAGCUGCGGCUGCCCAUCUCCGAGACACUCUUCCAGAUGAACCGGGACCAGCUGCAGAAACUCGUACAGUAUCUGAUCACGGCGCACCACACCGAAGUGCUGCCCACGGCGCAGAAACUUGCCGACGAGAUCCUAUCCUCCAACUCUGAGAUCAAUCAAGUGCACGGGGCCCCGGACCCUACAGCAGGAGCCAGUAUUGAUGAUGAUAACUGCUGGCACCUGGAUGAGGAGCAGGUACGCGAGCAGGUCAAACAGUUCCUUUCUCAGGGAGGCUACUACGGCUCGGGAAAGCAGCUUAACUCCAUGUUCGCCAAGGUGCGGGAGAUGCUGCGUAUGCGGGACUCGAACGGAGCGCGCAUGCUCACCCUCAUCACGGAGCAGUUUAUGGCUGACCCGCGCCUGUCGCUAUGGCGACAACAAGGCACGGGAAUGACUGACAAGUGUCGGCAGCUGUGGGACGAACUGGGUGCAUUGUGGGUGUGCAUUGUGCUGAACCCUCACUGUAAGAGCGAGGAGAAGAGCGCAUGGCUCAAACAGCUGAAGAAGUGGAGCGACAUGGAUAUCUGCCCGCUGGAGGACGGCAACUACGGCAGCGAGCUUCCUAACAUCACCAACGCCCUGCCUCAGAGCAACCUGGCACACGAUUCAUUGGCCAGACCGAGACGGACGGUGUUCACUCGUGCCAUGGAGGCGUGCGACCUGCACUGGCAGGACAGCCACCUGCAACGAAUCAUCAGCAGCGAUUUUUAUGUGUCGCCCGCUUACCAGAGAGAGGGAGAGAACCUGCUGUUUAACCCUCAGGGCCUGCCACUGUGGCUGGAUCAUGUGCCUACUGCAUGUGCCAGGGUGGACGCCCUGCGUUCCCACGGUUACCCAAGAGAAGCCCUACGAUUGGCCGUGGCGAUUAUCAACACACUCCGGCUUCAGCAGCAGAGGCAGCUGGACAUUUACAAACACCAGAAGAAAGAGCUGCUGCAGAGAGGAAUGACCAACACUACCAAUCUGGAGGGCUGGGUGGGCCACCCGCUUGACCCCAUCGGCUGCCUCUUCGCCACUCUAACAGAGACGUGUCGAAUGGAGGACGACAACGCCAUGGAUACUGGAGACUCCGGUGAUCCCAAAUCCCCCGUGUAUCAGCACGUCCCCGUGUGGGGCUGUCCAGACGUCGGCGAGUCGUACCUGGCCUUGGCGCUGGAGGUAGCACUGAUGGGUAUGGGGCAGCAGAGACUGAUGCCCGAGGGCUUAUAUGCCCAGGAUAAGGUGUGUCGUAACGAGGAGCAGAUUGUCGCCAAGCUGCAGGAACUGGAGCUGGACGAGCUGCUGGUACACACACUGCGCAAGCAGGCCAUGCUUCUGUUGGAAGGCGGUCCCUUCAGCGGCCUGGGUGAAGUGAUCCACAGAGAGAGCGUGCCCAUGCAUACGUUUGCUAAGUACCUGUUCACAGCACUCCUUCCUCAUGACACAGACCUGGCCUACAAGAUCGGCCUGAGGGCCAUGAGGUUGCCUGUUCUGGAGUCCACAGCUCCAUCGGGUGAUGUGGGUCACCCGCACCAUGGCAUCUCCAUUGUCCCGAGCAGAUACCCACGCUGGUUCACCCUCGGGCACCUGGAGUCCCAGCAGUGCGAGUUGGCAUCAACCAUGCUCACCGCAGCCAAGGGAGACAUGCUGAGACUGCGCACGGUCCUCGAGGCCAUCCAGAAAAACAUCCACUCCUCGUCACUCAUCUUCAAACUGGCUCAAGACGCGUUCAAGAUUGCCACGCCCGCAGACAGCCCGCCUGAUAUCACCCUGCUCAACGUGGCCCUGGAGCUCGGCCUUCAGGUGAUGAGGAUGACUCUGUCCACUCUGAACUGGAGACGCAGAGAGAUGGUGCGCUGGCUCGUCACCUGCGCUACGGAAGUCGGGCUGCGGGCGCUGGUGAGCAUUCUGCAGAGUUGGUACACGCUGUUCACACCCACUGAGGCUACGAGUAUUGUUGCUGCAGCGGUCAUGUCUCACGGCACAGCGCUGCGACUCAGCCUGGACUACGGGCAGCGUGAGGAGCUGGCGAGCUGUGCCAGAACACUCGCACUGCAGUGUGCCAUGAAGGACCCUGCCAAUUGUGCACUGUCUGCACUCACACUCUGUGAGAAGGAGCACGUGGCCUUCGAGACAGCCUACCAGAUCGCCGUGGAUGCGGCGGCGACGGCUAUGACGCACGCGCAACUGUUCACCAUCGCGCGAUACAUGGAGCACCGUGGCUACCCGUUGCGUGCCUUCAAGCUGGCGUCGUUGGCCAUGGCACACGUGAGCCUGGCGUACAACCAGGACACACAUCCAGCCAUCAACGACGUCCUGUGGGCGUGCGCUCUGAGCCACUCACUGGGCAAGAACGAGCUGGGCGCCAUGGUGCCGUUGGUGGUAAAAGGUGUACGCUGUGCCACCGUGCUCUCGGACAUCCUGCGCCGCUGCACGGUCACAGCACCUGGCCUGGCUGGGAUCCCUGGCCGCCGCAGCUCAGGCAAGCUUAUGAGCACGGACAAGGCGCCACUGCGCCAACUGCUGGACGCCGCUAUCGGCGCCUACAUCAGCACCACACACUCGCGCCUCACGCACAUCAGCCCACGCCACUACGGUGAGUUCAUUGAAUUCCUGGGCAAAGCUCGUGACACCUUCCUGAUGGCGCACGACGGUCACGUGCAGUUCGCCCAGUUUAUCGACAACCUCAAGCAGAUCUACAAGGGCAAGAAGAAGCUCAUGAUGCUCGUGCGUGAGCGAUUCGGCUGAGGAGAUUAUCAACGACUCCCCACCCGCUCCUCACUCCUCGUUUAUUUAAGGCAUUAUUUUCUUCCUGUAUAUUCUGAUUAUCCUUUAUUUUUUAUUUUUCUUAGUCGAAUACAGUUCGCGUUUAGUGGACAACCAACGUUCACUGAUUUAUUCGAACCUGUGGAGGCCAGAACAACCUUUUUAUUUUGGCUUUAGUUUAAUAGAGAUGCAGAAGUGGCACAUAAAGAGAAACCAAAUGAUAGGCGGAGUCUUUCGAGCCUUUUCCAUCGUGGUGAUUGGUGGUUCUUCUUCUUCUUUUUUUCGGCAAAGAGCUCAUACGCUCGAAACAGUCAUUCCGGAAAAAAAAAAAAAAAAACACUCGCACACAGUGUUAGUUAUACCUCGAUCGUAUUUUAAGGAACAGCUUUAACAGGACGAGGCUGAGGCCUUGUUCGCCGGGGGUAGAGCAAAAAAGCUAGCUGAAAUAUCGAGGUGUUCGUCAUCUUAACGCAAUCCCACGUAACCCAGGAAUCAGCCAAGCCGUGAACGCCACUCUUCCGUGUGUGUGUGUGUGUGUGUCCCCCCGCUCCUCUUGGUUUGUCUUUGCCCUUUUUUCUCGUGUUGGGAAGAAAGCGAUUUAAGGGAACGUUACUGAGAGCCACGCCUCCACACCUGAGAAGAGCACAGGGUUUCCUUCUCCGCCUGAAUCUGAACAAAAACCUCAUCUUUAUAAAGAUGGCUUUACUUUUGGGGUUUGGGGGAGGGGUUAUUGCAGAUGGAGAUUCUUGCACCGUUAAAGCUUAGCAUUAUCAUGCAUGCAAUGCUUCGUCAAAUUUGCUGUGACUUCUUGGAAGUAGUAAUGUCUGGCAGCGAUUAUUGGCACGUGACUCUUCUCAUCCAAGACAUUCUUAGAGAAAAUUAAUCAGAAACAAAAAUAUCCUAACUGUAAUUGUGUUGUAAUACAAGCACUUGAUUCACUCCGGCCCCUUUCACCUUGUCUGCAUUAACAAUUCUAUUUCCUAAGCAUUAAUCAAAAUUUGGUCACAUUUUGAGAUUUUUUUUUUUUUUUUUUAAAUAAAACCUGUUCCACAUGCCACCCCUGACCACGCCCCUCCCUCCCUCCCUCCAAGCGCCUGCUCGGCUCCCAACACUUAGAAUGCACUCGGCGGCUAUGAACGGAAGGAAACCUGGAAAGAAAGGACAAGAUGCUCAACUCAGUUCUCAGGGAAUCACUUAAAGAAACGAAACAAAAAAAUAGUAGCAUAAGCAUUUAAGAUAUUGUAAAUAUGAAAGUGUCAAUUCAAAAAAUUGUAAAGUUAUAAUUAUUUAUGAUAACUGUAUGUUUUUGUUUUUUUUUUUUCUUUUCGGAUACUUGAAUUUGUCGCGGGCUGGGAAUGUGAUGGCAGAAAGACUUUAAAAAAAAAAACAUUUCUCAGGUGCUCCUGUGAACAGUUCCUUUUUUUCCUCCUUCUUUCUUUUUUUUGGUCUUUUGUACACUUAGUUUUUGGCAAGAGAAGCAUGGUGUGUUGUAAAAAAAAAUACUGAAGGGAAGAAAGAAAAGGAAGAACAGCCGUUGAACUGACUAUGCAGAACCACUUCCUGAUAUAUAUAUAUAUAUAUAUUAUAUAUUUUUUUCUCCCUCUAUUUAACCCUCUUUCGGAACGGAGAGUUUUGGGACAUUUGCCUUUUGAUUGAGUGACUUGCAUAUGUCUCUUUCUUUCUCUCUUUCUUUCUUUCGUUUUAACUUUGAAGCCUUAUCAAAUUCUAAAAGUGAUUUAGCAAGUCUGAUUGCAGAAGGAUGCCACGAGCGGUGUAAACUAGGCCUGUGUUGAUCUUACAUCACCAUAAUCUAACGUUCACUUAAGCAUUUAAUUGUAAGUGCUAAAGAAUUAUUCCUCAGUCAGAGUGACAGUUUUAUCCACCAUGCUUUUCAAACUGUCUUGGAAUUAUGGGAUGCUCAAUUAUAUAAAGGAAGCACACGCUGCGUCGUGCUGUAAAAGCGAACGUAGCGAUGUUACUGACGUUACCAUCAGCACACGCCUAGUCCAAACCCACUGGUUAUAUUUUUACGGAGGGAAUUGGAGAAAAGCUCUGUUUUGAUGUGAUGUUGCCUCGAGACUUUUGAAAGACGCCGCUUUGGCUCCAUGUCAGGAUUCUUCACUUUCAGUCACUUUUGAGGUUUCUUUUUUUUUCCCCUCCAGUUCCGUUCUGUAACUUCCUUCAAGUCACAUAAGUCACUUUUCUUUCUUUUUCUUUUUUCCUUUUUCUUAAAAAAAAAAAGUGAGAAACCUUCCACAGCCUUUCUCCAAGUCAUCUGGUGUGACCUUGACCAGAUCCAGCUGUGAUCGGUGGAAGAGCAAGCAGAUGUUUUGCAGGUUUAGGGAUUAAAUCGGCCUUUUUUUCCCUCUUGAUGAAUGCAGGAUGAUCGUAGCUGCCUGCUUAAACAAACUCCAUGCAUCCGAACAUCUUCAGUAGCUCACCCAGCUGAUCCAGCGGCAGUGCAAAAAGAGGGGGAAAAAACAACCAGAAUUCCUGCGGCUCUGAUUUCAUUCUCUCUCUCUCUCUCUCUCUCCGUCCCAUAACUCUUUCAGUGUCUAUAUGUGUUGACUGUAUCAGUGUUCUGAUCUGUCCCUAGAGUUUAGAAGGAAAAAAAAAUAAUAAUAAUAAUCGCUGGUAGAGAUUGUUCACUAGCUCAUCUACUGUUUUGAGUUCUGUUUUCUCUCUUUCUCUCUCCUUUCAUUUUUAAUUUAAGGGAAAAGUGUUUUGUCACCUCCGUGCUACUGAAUUAUGAAAAAGGUAUCCAGUAUUUGUUGCCACAAAAGUAUAGUUCGACGACGUUUUUUUUUGUUUGUUUGUUUGUUUGUUUGUUUGUGCAACCUCUUGAGCUAAUGUCUAUAAACAAAAAUUUAUUACUAUUUAUGUAAUGCUACUACCAUUUUAUAUGAUUUGUGUUGA